AUGUAUCACAAGGUUCUCUACGUGUGUACAUUCGUAUCUGUUUCCUAUGCAAUUUGGCCGCGUGGAAUAAAGCCAGGCGAAAGCGCUGCUCUCGAUCUCGUUAUGCGAGUAUCCAGAAUGACUUCUAAGGAUCUCAACUAUAUCCGCAAUCUUCAAUUUUGGGGGAAAAAUGACGAUGAGAUUCUGGAGCAAGUAAGACGUGACGAUCCGAUCCUUUACGAGAAAAUAACGAAACUACGUGCUAAAUACGUGAAAUUAUCCAGUGAAGCUAGGGAUUAUAUAGAUGAUGUGUUUCGUAUGGCCGUGGAACAUACCCGCUCAUUCAAUAUAGAACAAUAUUUCACACCAGAACAAAUUGGUGAAGCUAUACGGCUUGUUGGACAGUACAAAAACCUUCCUUUUCGCCUAGAACUAGAGAAAGCGUUCCCUGAUAUUGAUGCUUAUCCGCCGUUGAUUGAAAACUACAACGACGUAUAA
Necator americanus (New World hookworm) is the source of this 477-nucleotide messenger RNA. RefSeq lists its product as uncharacterized. Lineage: Eukaryota; Metazoa; Nematoda; Chromadorea; Rhabditida; Ancylostomatidae. The record is from RefSeq and is a predicted model, not a curated record. The transcript is spliced from 5 exons. The coding region runs from base 1 to 477 and encodes 158 amino acids.